AUGGAGCUGGUAUCCAACUUCUUAGAGAAGGUACUCACCAGCGAGAGUCUGACUCCCCAAGCGACGGAUUCUGGUUCUCAUGCGAUGUAUGCUCCUUCGGCAUCUACAGCUAGUGGAAGAGCUAACCCUACAACAAGUGCAGAACAUCCAAUAACAGAGAACAUGGAUUCAUAUCGUAAGAAGAAUGAGAGUGGACUUCUUAGAGCGAGAAGGAAAGCUGCAGAGUUGGAUUUCAUGUCAUAUUUCAUGACUUCGAAGCAAUCAGGAGCUGAUGGUAAUGGAUCAAGUACUAGUAUUAGAAACUCAGUGUUUAUGGAUAAACUUUUGGAGAAGAUGAUUGAUAUGAUUGUACCCAUAGACACUAAAGCAACCACUUCAGAAUUGAAUCAAAUCAAAUUUAGAAUAGACAUGCAGAAACAAAGACCUCCAUUAUCUGUCAAUACUCUAAGUACUAAUACGGUUAAUUUGAAUGCUCGUCUCAGUUUCCCCUUUUUAAUGAUUGACUAUACUUAUAGGUUUUUCAAUUGGUCUCAACCUUCAUUUACAUUUGGAAUGUUAUUAUUAAUCACUAUUUUGGUACUUAAUCCAGUUUACUUAUCAAUAUUACCUCCUUUUAUUAUCAUCAACAAUGUUUUGGUACCAUAUUAUUUACACAUACAUUCUCCUGAUCCAGCAGCUCAGGAUAAAAAUGGAAGUUUUCAAUUGGACCCUACUGAAGAGUCACUUAAUUCAUGGGAUUAUCCUAAACCAUUACCUGAAUUAUCGCGUGAAUUUGUUUUAAAUUUAACAGACAUUCAAAACCAUCAAGUUCUUUACAUUCAAACUUGGGACGCCUGGGUAUGGUUUACUAAAGAAUAUUUAUAUUGGAAGGAUGAUCAACUAUCGAGUUUUAUUCUUUUGUCAAUAUUUUCUAUUAUUAUUAUCAAUUGUUGUACCUUGCCAGUUAUUAUUUCAUUAUUAUGGAAUCGUCUUUGGAUCUUAAAAGGGUUUAUUAUAUUCAGCGUAUGGACUGUAUCAAUUUUGGCUAAUCCUGGAUAUCGCAAUAUCAUUCUUGAUUAUCUUUAUCAUGAGGAAACUCGAUUGAAAUGGCUAAAUUACUCAAAUAAACUCGAAGACUACGCCAAUAAAGUGUUGACACAUACAGAAGUUGACGAUACUCCCGUUUAUAAAGUGGUGGAAAUAUAUGAGUUACAAUGUUUAAGUUCAAACAAAGUAUGGGAACGAUUGGGAUUCACGGAUUGUAUGUACACCAUCAAUAACCCUAUUCGAAAACAAGGUCUCAAUUUAACAUAUAAAGAAAAGGAAGAAGACGGGCAACAACCCAACAACAACAACAAUAAUAAUAAUAAUAAUCUGAAAAGUUCAAGAAUAAUUAAGAAAUUAUCAUUAAAGGAUGUUCUUCCACCAACAAAUUGGGUAUUUGUUGAGAACCAAUGGAAAUUGGACCUUUUCGUGAGCAAUUGGGUUGCCAGGAAUUUGGUUGGAGAUGUAACCUUCAUUGAUGAAGAUGAGAAAUGGGCAUAUGAUUUCAACGAUGAGACUGGUGAUAUAUUUAGACGUAGAAGAUGGGUUCGGCAUGUACGCCGAGAAACCGAGGCCGACAGGAAAGCAAAAGAUAUCAAAUCUGAUAAGGAUACAGAAGAAAUUGGAACUGAAAAGUUUAGUGAUUAUUUAAUUUAG
Messenger RNA from Lizanozyma spartinae, 1680 nucleotides. RefSeq lists its product as uncharacterized. Bases 1 to 1680 code for a protein of 559 amino acids. The record is from RefSeq and is a predicted model, not a curated record. Lineage: Eukaryota; Fungi; Ascomycota; Pichiomycetes; Serinales; Debaryomycetaceae. Gene Ontology annotation, biological process: peroxisome organization. The transcript has a single exon. Gene Ontology annotation, cellular component: peroxisomal membrane.